GCACGCUAACGAGGACGACGUCCAGUGAUUGGAAAAGUAACAGCGAAUCUUGUACUGUCCAAGAUGAACACUUUCCUGACUACCCUCGUGCCCGCUCUGUGUUUCCUGCUCGUCCAGGUAUCUUGCGACGAGAAGUACACUACUAAAUAUGAUGAAGUCGAUAUCAACGCUAUAUUGAACAGCGAGAGGCUUCUGAAUGGUUACGUGAACUGUUUAUUGAAUCGCGGUCCCUGCACACCGGAUGCCAGUGAACUUAAGAAGAACCUGCCGGAUGCCUUGGAACACGAAUGCUCAGCCUGCAGCGAGAAGCAGAAGGAGUUCGCAGACAAAAUCUCGCAUUAUUUAAUUGAUAACAGGGAGGAAGACUGGAGUCUCCUCGAGGCGAAGUAUGAUCCAACCGGGGCUUACAGGCAACAGUAUCUUGAAAAUCAAGUUAAAGAGAAGGGACUUGACUAAGCAAUCAGCAACAUCAUUUAAUUGUUUCUAAUUAUAUUGCAUACGUGUAACAUUGCGUUUAUCACAGACUUGAAGAUAAAAUAAUUUCAAUAAAAUAUUUUUUACUUA
Molecule: messenger RNA, 564 nt
Organism: Ceratina calcarata
Lineage: Eukaryota; Metazoa; Arthropoda; Insecta; Hymenoptera; Apidae
Gene: CSP4
Product: chemosensory protein 4
Exons: 2
Coding region: 64-456 (130 amino acids)
Source: RefSeq, a predicted model, not a curated record